GUUGUUUUCAAUUUUGUGUAGGAUCCUGCAUACUACGUACUUAAGGAGGAUGAUUCUCCUUGUAUUUUUGGUUCAAUUGAAAAGCAGAGAUGGUCCUAUGCCUGUGCUAAGCAGUUGAUUGAGAGGCUUGUUUAUGCUGAGGGUGCUGAAAAUGGCUUGGAAUUCACAAUUGUGAGGUCUUUUAAUUGGAUUGGACCACGAAUGGAUUUCAUUCCCGGCAUUGAUGGCCCAAGUGAGGGUGUUCCUCGGGUUCUGGCAUGCUUUAGCAAUAAUCUCCUCCGUGGAGAGCCCUUGAAGCUUGUGGAUGGUGACCAAUCCCAGAGGACUUUUGUGUAUAUUAAGGAUGCUAUUGAAGUUGUCUUAUUGAUGAUUGAAAAUCCCGCCAGGGCCAAUGGACAUAUUUUUAAUGUGGGAAACCCAAACAAUGAGGUUAUAGUUAGGCAGCUUGCUGAAAUGAUGACUCAGGUUUAUUCAAAGGUAAGUGGAGAAGCACCUCUGGAAAAACCUAUUAUUGAUGUGAGCUCCAAAGAAUUUUACGGUGAGGGAUAUGAUGAUAGUGACAAGAGAAUUCCUGACAUGACCAUAAUUAAUAGGCAGCUUGGCUGGAAUCCUAAAACCUCACUUUGGGACCUGCUUGAAUCAACUCUCACUUAUCAGCACAGGACUUAUGCUGAAGCCGUUAAGAAAGUCAUUGCAAAGCCCAUGGCAAGUUAAACU
Glycine soja is the source of this 717-nucleotide messenger RNA. Its product is annotated as UDP-D-apiose/UDP-D-xylose synthase 1-like. NCBI's taxonomy places the organism in Eukaryota, Viridiplantae, Streptophyta, Magnoliopsida, Fabales, Fabaceae. The coding region runs from base 202 to 714 and encodes 170 amino acids. The record is from RefSeq and is a predicted model, not a curated record. The transcript is spliced from 6 exons.